This is a messenger RNA of Paramisgurnus dabryanus, 3541 nucleotides long. RefSeq names its product regulator of G protein signaling 5a (gene rgs5a). NCBI's taxonomy places the organism in Eukaryota, Metazoa, Chordata, Actinopteri, Cypriniformes, Cobitidae. The record is from RefSeq and is a predicted model, not a curated record.
UUCAUAUAAUAGAGGGGUGCAGGAAGACAACCUCUAGAAGAGAGAGGAAGAAACAUCUCAUGCUAGUGGACUGCAAACUCUGAAAAGCUAUACUGAACAGCUCAGAACAUGUGUAAGGGAUUAGCAGCCCUGCCCCAGACAUGUCUGGAAAGGGCUAAGGAGAUCAAGACUAAAUUGGGAACUCUGCUUCAGAAGCCAGAGAAUUCCAUCGACCUUAUCAUCCCCUACCAAGAAAAGCCUGAGAAGAAACCGGAGAAGCUUCAAAAGCCCGCACCUGAAGAAGCUGCUCAGUGGCGCGAGUCCCUCGAUAAGGUCCUCUCCAACAGCUAUGGCCUGGCCACCUUCAAGUGCUUCCUGAGAUCUGAGUUCAGCGAUGAAAAUAUUGAGUUCUGGGAGGCUUGUGAGGAUUUCAAAAAGACCAAGAGUCCACUGAAAAUGGCCACCAAAGCUAAGAAGAUUUAUGAGGACUUCAUUCAGACCGGUGGGCCUAAAGAGGUGAACAUCGACCAUUUCACCAAAGACGUGACUCUGAGAAACCUGGUUGAUCUUACACCUGCUGCCUUUGAUCUGGCUCAGAGCCGAAUCUACAGCCUGAUGGAGAAAGACUCCUUUGGUCGGUUCCUGAGAUCUGAACAGUAUCAAGAACUCAUCAAGUAAACCGAUUGACCAGCUGCAGGGAGACACAAACAGAAGACCAAACAUUAAUUUGAAGUCUUUAAUAUGUUGUUUAAGACAAAUGGCAAUUAUCUGAACUUCAGUUAGCAUUACUAUAAGUAUUUAUUUGAUCGAAUUGGAUACUAAUGCUAAGUGUUGCAUUAGUCUCCCUGCAGCUGAUGUUGAAAAGAUGUUAACAUAAAUUGCUAAUGCAUUGAAUGUCAAAGCGAAUUUAAUAAAAGAAACUUAUGAUCCGGGAUUAAGAGACAAUACAUGUAUCUCCUCGUGAAAAAAUGAUUUGUGAGAUUUGUCAUUAGCAAAAAAAAAGAAUAAUAAUAAUAAGGACAUAAAUUUGUGUAUAAAUGUCCUAUCGUGUGUAGUUCUACUUUACUGACCCCUAUAGACUAAAUAAAACUUUAAGACUAUACCCCACUUUUAUGUAUUUUCUGGUAAGUGCAGAAGUGCCUUGAAUACUUUUGAUGACUAUGUUCCAGUUUGUAUAUCCAAACAAGUGCCAUAUUUAUCUGAAAACGAGGGAAAGGGCUGAGGAAUGGGAAAGGAAAAGUGUGGGUUUUUCUUGGAAAUGUCUGUGUUAAUAUUAAAACGCCCAAAUGGUAAACAGAAAGAUAAACAACUUGAGAAAUAACCCACUAAGUAUAGAAAGCUUAACUAUAUGUCAAUGUGACAUGUUGGAAUACUGCAGUGUCUGGGAACUUGUUGUUUGGUUACCGCUAUUGAAAGUUGCUAAGAUGGGAAGAUCAAGUGGGGGGAAAUCUCUUUAAAGCACUGGGCAAAUAUUCAGUUUCUUUUUAUUCUAAAGACAAUGUUUAUUCCCAUGCCUGUAUUUAAAAGCAGUUAUAUUACAUAAUAGAAAUCCAACACGUGUUUUUGGCAUUUAACCAGAAUAUCCAGCCUGAUCUCACAAGAAAUCGUACAUAUUUUAAGAGUUGGCUAUUUCGUAUCAAUUCAUACGAAGUUAAUCGUGCAAAAUCGCACGAUUCUCAUGAAAAAACAACAAAAACGAAAAAAAAAAAAUCGAAUGUGGUCGUAUGAAUUAAUACGAAUUAGCAAAUUUUCGUAAAAUAUGUAUGAAUUCUCGUGAGAUAGCAUUGAAAUAUCAAUAUACACCAACAAUAUAUACACCUCAUGACUGAUAUUAACUAUUAUAGUCUAAACAAAAAGAUCUUAUUUGUUAUUGAAAGUCUUAUUGCAGUUAAGAUUUGAGGAGUUCAGAUGCAAAACCCUCUAAGUGCAUCUGACAUGUUAUCUUGUAAAUGAGCAUUUUUUUUUAUGUUUAGGUUUAGAUACAAAGGUUAUUACUCAAUAACUGAAAUGUCACAAAUUAUUUCACUGUCAAAUUUUACUGCAGAACCCUCUAAGUGCAUGCAAGGUUUUUUGCAAAAACAUCCACUUAAAAAAAAUAAAGACAUGGUAAACAAUUACAAAAACACUAAAUAUGCAACUAGAAACAUUUCAAAUGCAUGAAAGUCAAUAUUUUAAAAAACUGAACCACACAUUAGAGGGCGUCUAUUUCACUGUUGCGUCCCAAUUCGCCUAGCGCUAAAAGUAUGUGUUGAAAAAGUACCUACUUUUAAGUGCAGAACGAAAGAGUAUACACUUUGGGAAAUACUAACGCGAAACUGGACUCAAGCAUUUUUUCAUUCAUUUGUCAUGAAUCAUGUAAUGUUUAAUUUAUUGAUUCAGUGACAUAUCAUUUAUUUAAUUUGUUAGUUCUGGGUAGCGCAACUAAAAGUUAUGGGUAAUAUCAGGCAUCCAUGGAUCUACACUUUAAAUUUUCACCUUAAACAGACCAUCCAGGAACUUUAUGGAUACUCAUUUUAAUAUACUAUGCUUUUGGACAUACAAAUUCUAAUUUCAAAUACUAUUUAGGAGGAUAGUAUGCAGAUUGGGACGCAGGGCAACAUUUGGGUUGUAUUCAGGUUCAAGUAGGCUACUCACAAGGGACACCAGUAUAAAUGUGGUCCAUGGUUGUUUUGCGCAAAUUUGUUUACAUAAUGAAUCUGUUGUGCACUUAGAGGACUUUGCUAAAAAAUUGUGGCAUUUAGCAGAUUCUGCCAGAAUCAGUAUGACAUUUCUGAAUAGCCUGAGGCCAGGAUUAAGUGGAUUUGAAAGUAUUUGAUCAACGUAUAAUACGUGCCAAGAACAUUCAGUUGUUAUCGUUAUCUCAUAUAUCACAAGGGUGGCAUUUAGCGGUGGCAUCUGAGCUCCUCAUUUACUAUUUUGCUUUAGGCAUGUGCAGCUAUUACAGUAGAUUGCAUUCAUAAGUUUACAUAUGACAUAACAAACAUAUGUAAGUCACGAGUGUGGUUUAUCAGUAUACUAUUGCAUGUUUUGAUGAUUUCAGAUUUUAAAAGUAUGUUUCACCAGACACAAACAGCAUUGCAUGUUUAUUUACAGUUAUAUUAUAAUGUGUAUGUGACUAAACAUAAAUAAGCAGUUGUAGGUGCCUCCCGAUGUCCUUACUGAUGGCCCACUAACAGAAUUUCAGUAGUUCACUGCAGGACAGGAUUAGAUUAAUAUGGCGAUCAAUGAUUGGACAUCACUAACAUAACCUUUAGAACUGAAAUAGACAAAAACAAAAUGAUUUGUAUGUUUUUCUUUAAAUAUGCAUGUGAAUAACAAACAGAAGUGGAUCUUUUUGUAAUUGGUCAUCUUUUCUUUGGGGCAAACUUUUAAGCAUACAAUUGAAAUUGAUACUGAAUACUGUAUGAAAAAAUGUUUCGGAAAAUGUCAAAAUUGUCAGUAAGGACUGACAGGGUACCUUGCUUCUACAAGAAAUCUGCAUAAGACUACAGUACAGUAUAUGCAUGUAUGUUUGUAGUUGCUCAUAUAAAAUCCAUAAUCACAUUAAAGUUCUGAAAAUUAA